AUGAUCUGCUACAAAAGGAAAUUCUUUUCAAUUGAAAAGUACAACAUCUUUAUGUUAAAAGAAGGGAUCCAAAUUUCAAAUGUAAUUUUAAAAGUAUUAUCAAGGAUUAACACUCUCUAGUAGUAUAGCUUUAUUCGUUUGAACCGAAAAUCAUUUGGAUUAAAAAUGAUAAUUCUGACUUAAUCUCAUUUGAAUUGUGCCAGAACAAAAAUAAGUAGAUCUUCAAAUUUGCUCCGCAUAUUGGAAAACUAUUAAAGGAGUUUAUGAAUGGAAAGGUCUGCUUUUAGGGAAUAAAUAAUCAUUAUAAAAUUGCCUAAUAUAUCUAGAAAAGAAAUUAUGGUUCUGUAUUUAUACUUAUUCUACUUUUUUAGAUAGUUCGAAUGCGAAAUAAUUACAACGAAGAAUUAGUCACUUGCAAAAUUCUUAAAUAAGGAACAGUGGAACAAGAACAAGUAUAAUAUAUGAGUAAUAAAGGUAUUUCGAAAUGAAGUAAUUGCCCUAUAGUUUUUAAAUCAUAAAAAUAUUCCCAAGUUAAAAGAAUAUUAUAUUGAAUUGCAUCAUAACUAUAUAUUAUACGAGUUUAUAGAAGGAGCAUCUUUGGAUAAUUACAUUAAAAAGAAUAUACUUAAUAAGGAUCAAAUUUAUAAAAUAAUGAAGGUAAAUUUUUUGAAUUACCUAUAGGAUUUAUUGGCAAUAGUAUAGUAUUUACAUUAAGAAGGAUUCAGUCAUUAAAACAUAAAAUUAGAGAAUAUUUUUUAUUGUUCGAUAUUGGAUCAUAUAACUUUAAUUGAUUUCGGAUAAUCAAAAAUAAAGAAUAUAAUAAAUUUAAAACAUGUUACAUCAAUGAACACUGAAAUUACUGAAGAUUAGACAAAUAUUAAUACGGAUAGUAAUAGGGAGUUUUCCAUGGAAUAAGAUUAUAAAGAUUGCGGAAUUGUGUUUUUGCAAUUGUAAGUAAUUUUCUAUAAGUUUAAGAAUAACUCGAAAAAUAUUGAACAGUUAGGAAUUGCUAAAGCUGAAUGAAAAUGGAAUAAUUCGUUAGAUUGUUAAUGAGAUUCAUAAUUAAAAUGUCUCUAAAUUUAUUAUGAAACUUAUUAACUAUAGUAAUUUAUAAACUUUGGACAAUCUUAAUUUUACAUAGACUUUUUGUGAACCUAUAGCGUCUAUGAGAUACUGA
Paramecium octaurelia is the source of this 1177-nucleotide messenger RNA. The record is from the annotation of a GenBank genome assembly. Lineage: Eukaryota; Ciliophora; Oligohymenophorea; Peniculida; Parameciidae.